Messenger RNA from Porites evermanni, 8785 nucleotides. The record is from the annotation of a GenBank genome assembly. Lineage: Eukaryota; Metazoa; Cnidaria; Anthozoa; Scleractinia; Poritidae.
AUGGAAGCAAGAAUGGCUAUAUUUUUUGCAGUAGCUAUUACACUCGCAGGACUUGGUUUUAUUGUUGGAAAGCCGAUUAGACAACUUGAAGUUGAGCCUACACAAGAAUCUCGGGCUACGGAAUCUGAACUAGUGGUGAGUAAUGAUUCUUUUUCAUUGUGUUAUUGAUUAAGAGCAGAACGAAGAGUUAUGACAAAAUUAAGAAACGCAGCAGUGGUGUGCGAAUUUGCUCCAGGCGUUAUAAGGAACCUUUUUUGAGUGUGGUUAGCCUAGAGAUCAGCUGAUGAAGGGGAUAACGUAAACAAUAAAAACUGCCAGAAACCUGCCCAUUUCUAUACUUCGGUUUUUUCUGGGGAAAUUGUUUAAAGUGAAAAGCUUAAAAUUGCACAAUCGUUGCCUUUAAUAAUGCAGCAUUCCUUGUAGCAUUGAUCCAGCUGUGUCAAUGGCUUGCAAAUGUACUCGAUAUUGUUUUCAUAGAAUACCUCCAAAUUCCUCUUUCUUUCGAAGAAUAUUUACAAUUUCGAGGCGAAGGAUAUUCAAGACGAAUAUUUUUCUUUUCUCGUCUUUUCUAGUAGCUCUUUUUUACAUCGUGGGAUCUACUACAAUUCAGGAGAUCAGUGGUGACCAUGCAAGCAUAUCUAAUGUCUUUCAGAAGCGCGCGUCUAAUCACGGUGUUUGAAAGUGAUGGGACUAAUGCGUAAAAAAUAAAAAUAAUAAAAAAGUGUCCUUCAACCUGUCAAAACAUAGAAAGCUAACAAUUUUAAUCUUGGAAAAUUCUUCGGUUAUAUCAAUAUCCGGAAAAGAGGUUAGGUCGUUCGUGACCACAGUGGAUAUGAUGAGAGCAUGCUAUUGUCUCCACACCGUACAGGAAAUUAAUAUCAGUUGUUGACUACUCGUCAUUACAAGGCAUAAAACACGCUUAAAACAGCAUCGUAAAAAAUAAUUGGUCAUUUUAUGUUAAUUUGCAGGAUUAUCUCAUAAAAUAUGGCUAUCUUAAACAACCGAAUCACAGAAUUGGAAACGCACUUUCGAUGGAGGAAUUACAAGCAGCCAUCAAGAAAUUGCAGCGAAUUGCGGGUUUAAAAGAAACCGGCGAUAUCUCUGACCCCAAAACACUUGCUAUGGUAAAGAAGCCAAGAUGUGGAGUGCAGGACUUUGGUCCAUCCGACAUAGCGCGGAGAAAAAAGAGAUACGCCCUUGAAGGAAGCUACUGGAGAAAAACUGUAAGUAAACCCUUUAGAUAUAACUUGCGCAUGUUGUUGCCAGAAAAGAAGGAAAUAUGUCAGCAAUAUGAAAGAGAGAAGAAAAAUAAAAAUAAAAAUCAGAUGUGUAAACUAGAAUUCGCCACUUUAGGAACGGGAAUUCGAAGGCCGAGAGGGAGACUGGACCCAAUUAACUUCCGCAAAGAAAGUAUGGGACUAAUACUGGGGACAGGGAAAAAUUUGGCCAAUAGCAAGAGAGAAUGAAAUCAUUCUCUCUUGCUAUCGGCCAAUAGAUGAUCUGCACGUUCCAGUAACGAUCCGAGAAACGAUCCUGGGAACGAGGUUAGGUUAAACUGGGCAUUAUCCAAAAACAAGCAAAGACACAAUCGGGUUCAUUUUUGAUGAUUCGUUAGUAAAUGAAAAUUGCUUUGAUUUUGCAGGAUCUUACCUACAGAAUUGAAAAAUACUCAAAUGAUCCCGACCUCAAAAAGGAAGACGUGGACAAGACAUUCGAGAAGGCGCUUGAAAUGUGGUCCGGCGUCAGUGGACUGACAUUCAAGCGAGAAAACGACCUCAAAGUUGAGCCUGACAUCAGAGUCCUAUUUGUAACUGGUUAUCACAACGACUCCAGGCCAGCGGAUGGCCCCGGAGGCGAGCUAGCACAUGCGUUCUUCCCUGGCCCAGAUAACACUGGCCUUGACGGUGAUAUACACUUGGAUGAUGACGAGAAAUUUACUAUCAAUGGAGGCAAUGGGGUGGACCUACUUUGGGUAAUGGCUCAUGAACUGGGGCACAGCCUUGGUCUGGACCACGCCUAUCACCCUGACUCGGUAAUGUUCGCCUUCUAUACGGAACAUAUUCGCGACCUAAAGUUGGACAGUGACGAUAUUGAAGGAAUCCGGAAAAUAUACGGUAAGUUGGAUUAUAAUACUUUUGGCAGGAGCUGACGUUUGGCUCUUCUCUCUACGAUUAGUAUAAGGAUUGUUUCCCUUGAAUGGCACUUUGAACAAGCCAUACAACACACAUAAAAAAACGGUUGACAUUUUUAUAACAUUAUAUGCUUGAUAAUUUUGCGAAUGAUGAUCAUCCCUGAGUAGAGAACAGUUGUGACGUGUCGAGUAGUCCAAACAGUCGUCAAUCUAAACAGAAAAAAAGAGAAGAAAAACGUCUCUUUCAAGAGGAUUUUCAUCACUUAUGAAAGUAUGAAAGUCACUUCUUAAAUCGCUAUCGUUUGAUCUACAGGGUUACCUGGAGUUGAAAGAGUUACUCCCUCCCCUCAGCCAACACCUAAGACAUGCAGCAAUGUCAAACCAGAUGCAGUGGUUACAACAGCUGAUAAGAGGACCUAUAUCUUCAGUGGUGCUCACUUCUGGGAAGUAAAAGAUACCGGUGGCGCUGAUGGUCCAUUUGAGAUCAAAGACUACUGGCGAGACUUAGAGGAAAAUAUUGACGCUGCCUAUACAGUACAGGCCUUUGAUCAGACUAUAUUUAUCAAAGGAGACAGGUACGUCCUUUCAAUUUUGUCCUAGCCCUUUAACUCCAAAGACUGCUGGACUAGCAUGUCUUAUUUCCUCAAAACAUGACUUUUUUCAACAAACGUAAAGGUUCUUAGAAUUUUCAGGGAAAAAAAGAUUAUAUCAGUGAGAACAAAGGUCUGAUAUGUUAACAAAUUAUCCUUCUCAUUACUUUAAAAAUGUAUGAGGAAUGAUGUAAAGAAUUUUGGUACUGAUAUUAAUAAGCUAGGAAGAUAGACCUCUUCGCGUAAGAACCUUUAAUUUGCUAAGACCUGCAAACCGGGGGGAUACCUAUACGGGGAUUAACUGCUGGUAUGGUUUUUUUACCUCUCUGCCCUAAACAGGGUAAUUUUGUAUACGUUUUCCCCUAUACACCCAAAUAUUGGUCGAUUACCCCUCAGGCUGCAAUUCGGCAUACUGCUCCUUUGUUCCAGCCGAUUUUUCCCUCUAAAAUUUUGCUUAAGUCAAGAGUGGAGAUUGACCUUGCUUUGCUCAUUAAGUUCUCUGUAUUAUCUUCUAGGUUCUGGGUUUUCAAGAACAAAGAUUUGUUUUAUGGCCCGGCUAACAUCCAACAACUUGGCUUGACGGAGGAACUCGCUUAUAUGGAUGCUGCACUCGAGUGGAAACGAAAUGGUAAAAUAUACUUCUUCAAGGGAUCUAAGUACUGGCGCUACGAUAGAACCCGGAGCAAGCUCGACGACGGAUAUCCGAGGGACAUUUCCGUUUGGAAAGGAAUUCCGAACAAUAUCAACGCCGGCUUUCAGUGGAAGAACGGCAGAACUUAUUUCUUUAAGGAUGACAAGUAUUAUGCAUUUGAUGAUUAUCUCGUUAAAGUGUUGGAAGACAGUAACAAUCCUUACCCGCGAGAUGUAGCUUCUUAUUGGAUGGGGUGUACUAACCCAGAGGUCAACAUUGACCCGGCUGUUGGAGCAGCUUACGGAGUCCUAUCAAAUGUAAUCGUCUUAAUCACAUGUUUCCUCGUCACAUGGUUGUUUUAAAAAUGACUGCUAAGCAAAACGAACCUUUAAACUAAAAGGGUUUUAAAGAAUAUUGAACACUUGUAUAAAAGUUCGGAUAAAUUAUAAGCGAUUUCAUGUACAGACAACUCAGCUUCAGAUUGUAAUAAUUUAUCUUUAUUUAAAUAUUAUUUAUUGAGAUGUACAUAUAUAUAUGAAAUAAUUAUCAUGAACCGACUCAAGAAGUCGAGUCGAAUAAAGGGUCACUGCAGAUGAAUUUCUAAGUCUCUUGUGUCGAAUGUAUGGGUAAACAGGUUCAUGUUAAGUAAAGGAGAAGAGAUAUUUCUGCUUUAAAAACUGACCUCUUUGAAAACAUAAGUUGAACAAAAAGCGGGAGAAUAAUAUUUCACAUGCACGCAAAACAGAGUAUUCUACAUAAUUGAACUCUUCUAUUGUCAAAAUCUUAGGCUGAAAAUUUCUAACUUUCAUAAUAAUAAUAAUCAUAAUCAUAUCGUAUUGUAUCUGGAGAAACGAAGAUCACCAGACAAAAUGUCACUAGAGAUACACUGUGCUUAAAAAGCUUUCAUUUGAAUAGUUUUGUAUCACAUCGGAAGGCUUUGAAACGCUAAAGUUUUGUUGUUUUGUGUUCGAAAACAAACCCUGGGCUGACGUUUAGGAGACAAUAACCCCUUGUAAGGGGGGGGUGGGGGAUACUUAACAAAGUUAUAUAAGGGGUCCGCCCUGAGGUUCAACCCCUGGCUCUUUUAUAAAAAAGUUUUGACACAAAAUGUACUCCUUUCGUAUACCUUCUAUUGUGAAUUGGUACCCCCUUUCACAUACCUAGUUUAGAACUGUGCAUCCCUUUUAACUACUGUCAGGAGCUGUAAAUGUCCUGUCUUUCAAAUACGAUUUCCCUCCCGUUCAUAUACUUCAACUAGUGAAAUUCCUACCCUGUCAUAAAUCUGAAUGAAAAAAAUACCCCUUCCGGGUGGAGCCUCUCCGUAUAUGCCAGUCAUAGGGAGUACCUCCCCCCCGGGCAAUAACCGGAAAGCUGCGAGAACAGCAUCUGGUCUCCCCCUCUCUCAUGAGUUAACUCAUCAGUGAAAAGGUGGUUUGUCUCAGUUUAAGCUGUUGGUCAAGUUCUGAAUUCAGUUGUUCGUACUCAAUAGUUUUGCAUCAAAAACAAGCCAACGGGAAUUGCCCGUGGCUGGGAGAAGCGUUUAGAAAACUAAGUAGUGGUCGCUUACGAGAGAAUUUUUGAAACAGCAUUGGACUGAGAAACAAAACCGGGUUUGUUUCAAAAUGGUCGCUAUGAGAGAGCAAACUCUACUCUAGACGAGUAGUCCCCAUUUUUCCUCAGGGACAGUAGAGCGAGCGAAACGCGAGCGCGCGUGAAAAUCACCCCACGCGAGAAAAGCGAGACGAGAUGGCGAGAGAGAAAAAAGCGCGUCUCGCUUUUCUCGUGUGGGGUGAUUUUCAUACGCGCUCGCGUUUCGCUCGCUCUACUAUCCCUGAGGAAAAAUGGAGACUACUUGUAGUCUAACUGUGCACGGGAAAGCUUACUUACCAUUCGACUUGAAGUCAACCAGAAAACGACUCUGUUAGGAACAGCUGAACUAUUGUUAUUACUAAAGUUUUGCCUCUCUACGGACUUACAUGAGGACUCCAUUGGGACCUUUACGAACUUGUAACGUUUUCGCGUUUUCGAUCGCAGGGUAACUCUCCUAGCCGGGACAAUUUUUGUCAGAGCAUGCAUAAGCGUUAAGUCGUUAUCAGCUCUUGGUUUGGGUAAAGGCGCCAGCGCUUUUAGCACAUAAACAAUCGCUGUUGACUCGGCUGGGGGUGACCCUGUUUUCACGGGACAACUUUUCUCCAUGGCUCGGCUGGGGGUGAACCUCUUUUCCGGAACAACGUUCCUCUAUUUUUUUCUAUAUAAACAGGAGCCGAAUCGUCUCCUGAUGUAAAAUAAUGAAGCGCCUGCAGUGAAUGUAGGCCGGGGACAGGCUCCGAAGUGGGGAGAAAAAUCCAAAAAAAAAAUUGGCGAGCAAAGCGAACCGAGCGGAAGUUUGGGGAGGGGAAAGGGUGGAGGUUGGCGGAGCUCCGCCUCCCUUUUCCCUCUCCAGUGCAGAGUACGGUUCGCUUCUCUCGCCGAUUUUUUCGCUGUUUCACGUUUAAUACCUCUUUCCCCAACAGCGGAGCCUGGUCCAGUCCCCAGGCUACAGUGAAUGAAGUAAAAAAACAACCUUGCUCCACCUGAUAAUGCAAAUAUUCAGUACAGUUCUGACUUUAUUGACUGGUAAAUUAGAAAUUUUACAAUGAUUUUAUCUCAUAGAGAUGGAGUCCUCGUAAAAUUGCUCAAUAUGGAGCAACAAAGAAUAUUACGUAAAUUUUACAGAUAUCGAUGCCAAAAUUGUAAAAGGUCAGAAAACGUUGGCGAUAACUCCAGCAAUGUUUUAAACACAUAUUCGUAUUUACUAUAGAUUUUACAGCUAUCAAAACUAAGAUUAUUCUCCUCUCAUACCAGAAAAACAACGUAUGCAAAUGAAACUAUUUUCCUAAUAUAAAAAAUACUAUAUACAUUUUGUUUUGGACAAAUUAAAGAAACCAUGUCUGUCAUUAUGUACAGCUAAACGUUUUUAAAUAAUGUAACCAGCUGUGUAACCUCGUUCAGUUCCCUACACCCUGUACCCAAAUUUUUUUACACUUCGUUUUGCACUUAUACUAUGAAAAACAUGUACGAGUAUUUUUCUAAGAAAGUAAGGGAAUUGAUCUUACAUUUUCUUGUCUUGGCAGAACUUAUUUCUUUAAGGAUGACAAGUAUUAUGCAUUUGAUGAUUAUCUCGUUAAAGUGUUGGAAGACAGUAACAAUCCUUACCCGCGAGAUGUAGCUUCCUAUUGGAUGGGGUGUACUAACCCAGAGGUCAACAUUGACCCGGCUGUUGGAGCAGCUUACGGAGUCCUAUCAAAUGUAAUCGUCUUAAUCACAUGUUUCCUCGUCACAUGGUUGUUUUAAAAAUGACUGCUAAGCAAAACGAACCUUUAAACUAAAAGGGUUUUAAAGAAUAUUGAACACUUGUAUAAAAGUUCGGAUAAAUUAUAAGCGAUUUCAUGUACAGACAACUCAGCUUCAGAUUGUAAUAAUUUAUCUUUAUUUAAAUAUUAUUUAUUGAGAUGUACAUAUAUAUAUGAAAUAAUUAUCAUGAACCGACUCAAGAAGUCGAGUCGAAUAAAGGGUCACUGCAGAUGAAUUUCUAAGUCUCUUGUGUCGAAUGUAUGGGUAAACAGGUUCAUGUUAAGUAAAGGAGAAGAGAUAUUUCUGCUUUAAAAACUGACCUCUUUGAAAACAUAAGUUGAACAAAAAGCGGGAGAAUAAUAUUUCACAUGCACGCAAAACAGAGUAUUCUACAUAAUUGAACUCUUCUAUUGUCAAAAUCUUAGGCUGAAAAUUUCUAACUUUCAUAAUAAUAAUAAUCAUAAUCAUAUCGUAUUGUAUCUGGAGAAACGAAGAUCACCAGACAAAAUGUCACUAGAGAUACACUGUGCUUAAAAAGCUUUCAUUUGAAUAGUUUUGUAUCACAUCGGAAGGCUUUGAAACGCUAAAGUUUUGUUGUUUUGUGUUCGAAAACAAACCCUGGGCUGACGUUUAGGAGACAAUAACCCCUUGUAAGGGGGGGGUGGGGGAUACUUAACAAAGUUAUAUAAGGGGUCCGCCCUGAGGUUCAACCCCUGGCUCUUUUAUAAAAAAGUUUUGACACAAAAUGUACUCCUUUCGUAUACCUUCUAUUGUGAAUUGGUACCCCCUUUCACAUACCUAGUUUAGAACUGUGCAUCCCUUUUAACUACUGUCAGGAGCUGUAAAUGUCCUGUCUUUCAAAUACGAUUUCCCUCCCGUUCAUAUACUUCAACUAGUGAAAUUCCUACCCUGUCAUAAAUCUGAAUGAAAAAAAUACCCCUUCCGGGUGGAGCCUCUCCGUAUAUGCCAGUCAUAGGGAGUUAUUGGAUGGGGUGUACUAACCCAGAGGUCAACAUUGACCCGGCUGUUGGAGCAGCUUACGGAGUCCUAUCAAAUGUAAUCGUCUUAAUCACAUGUUUCCUCGUCACGUGGUUGUUUUAAAAAUGACUGCUAAGCAAAACGAACCUUUAAACUAAAAGGGUUUUAAAGAAUACUGAACACUUGUAUAAAAGUUCGGAUAAAUUAUAAGCGAUUUCAUGUACAGACAACUCAGCUUCAGAUUUUAAUAAUUUAUCUUUAUUUAAAUAUUAUUUAUUGAGAUGUACAUAUAUAUAUAUGAAAUAAUUAUCAUGAACCGACACAAGAAGUCGAGUCGAAUAAACGGUCACUGAAGAUGAAUUUCUAAGUCUCUUGUGUCGAAUGUAUGGGUAAACAGGUUCAUGUGGUGUCCCCAAAUUAGUAAGGGAUUCUUUUUUUCCCUGGCUAGACGGCUUUUGGCACUUUAAUAAAGUUUCUAUCUAUCUAUAUCUAUCUAUCACGUUAAGUAAAGGAGAAGAGAUAUUUCUGCUUUAAAAACUGACCUCUUUAAAAACAUAAGCUGAACAAAAAGCUGGACAAUAAUAUUUCACAUGCACGCAAAACAGAGUAUUCUACAUAAUUGAACUCUUCUAUUGUCAAAAUCCUAGGCUGAAAAUUUCUAACUUUCAUGAUAAUAAUCAUAAUCAUAUCGUAUCUUGAGAAACGAAGAUCACCAGACAAAAUGUCACUAGAGAUACACUGUGCUUAAAAAGCUUUCAUUUGAAUAGUUUUGUAUCACAUCGGAAGGCUUUGAAACGCUAAAGUUUUGUUGUUUUGUGUUUGAGAACAGACCCUGGGCUGGCUGACGUGUAGGAGACAAUAGCCCCUUGUAAGGAGGGGGGAUACUUAACCAAGUUUUAUAAGGGGGUCCGCCCUGAGGUUCAACCCCUGGCUCUUUUAUAAAAAAGUUUUGACAGAAAAUGUACUCCUUUCGUAUACCUCCUAUUGUGAAACGGUACCCCCUUUCACAUACCUAGUUUAGAACUGUGCAUCCCUUUUAACUACUGUCAGGAGCUGUAAAUGCCCUGUCUUUCAAAUACGAUUUCCCUCCCGUUCAUAUACUUCAACUAGUGAAAUUCCUAC